Molecule: messenger RNA, 3894 nt
Organism: Leucoraja erinaceus (little skate)
Lineage: Eukaryota; Metazoa; Chordata; Chondrichthyes; Rajiformes; Rajidae
Product: UDP-glucuronosyltransferase 3A1-like
Exons: 7
Coding region: 275-1840 (521 amino acids)
Molecular function (GO): UDP-glycosyltransferase activity
Source: RefSeq, a predicted model, not a curated record
UCUCUCAUUCCCCUUCCCCUCUCCCUUCCCACCAAAGAUCUUUGUUUCCCACUGUUCCCUUCCUCCUGACCCGCCCCGGAGCCGCAGCGUUUUCCGGCAGAGGCCGCCCUCCUCCCCAAAGAUCUUAUAGCAGAGAUCUUUGCUCCUCCCUAUUCACACAGAGAUUGGGAACAAAGAUCUUUGAUUGGGAAUGCGAUUCCCUUGCUUGCUUGGUCCGGAGUCGCCCAGCGAGCUCUCCCCCAGCUUCUCCCUGCGACUGUAACACGGCGCCGGCAUGCCCGCCCUCCCUUUGCUCUGCGCCUGCCUGUUGCUGGCCUCGGCGCACUCCGCCAAAAUCCUCACCAUCGUCAUGAUCGGGGGAAGCCACUACCUGCUGUUCGAUGAGAUUUCUCACGUGCUUUAUGAGAGUGGGCACGAGGUCAAUAUGCUGCUGCUACUCGGCAUCCCACAGAUUCCAGGCUUGAGCUAUGCUGCGAGAAAGGACAGCUACCGAUUGACCACGUGGUCUGCAAGUGAUCAAUAUGUGUCCAGAUUCAAUCAGUGGUUCCUGGAGCAGCAGAGAGAGUUUUUCCUGGGCAGAGAAACGUUCGACAUGUUCCUGGAUCUAAUGGGUCACUUUGCACAGCAGUGCGAGUGGAUGAUGAAUGACGUUGAGCUCAUGGACACUUUGAGGGGCGAGGGCUAUGACAUUGCGAUGAUCGACACCUUCAACCCUUGCUCCUACCUGGUGGCGGAGAAGCUGGGGCUCCAGGUGGUGACCGUCCAUGGGGGCAACUUCUGGAACGUGCACCAGGGAGAGAUGAGGAUCCCGCUCUCCUAUGUCCCCGUCCACCGCUCGCAGCUCUCCGACCGCAUGGGCUUCUGGGGACGGAUGAAAAACGUCCUCAUGUUCCUGGGCUCUUUUGAGGCGGAGAGGAGGAUCCAAGCCCGGUUUGAGAAAGCCAUCCUGACCCACUUCCCUGCCGCCAACGUCAGUCUCCCCCAACUCUACCGGAAGGCCCAGCUGGCUAUCUACAACACUGAUUUCACCUUGGAAUUCCCCAGGCCACUGCCCCCCAACGUGGUUUGUAUUGGAGGAUUGCUUGCAAAGCCAGCAAAAGCACUCCCACAGGAGCUGGAGGACCUCGUGCAGGCCGCCGGGGAAGAUGGUUUUGUGGUGGUGAGCUUCGGUUCUAUGCUCUCCUCCGUCAAUCUGCCGGGGCUGCUGAGGGAGAUGAACGCUGCCUUUAGCCGCCUCCCUCAGCUGGUUAUCUGGAGACACCUUCACAGUCACUGGCCAAGUGACCUCCACCCGGCCCCCAACGUCAGGCUGUUUGACUGGCUGCCCCAGAACGAUCUGCUCGGUCACCCGAAGGCUCGUCUCCUGGUGACACACGGAGGCUUCAACAGCCUGAUGCAGGCCGUCUAUCACGGGGUGCCUGUGGUCGGGGUCCCACUGUUCGGAGAUCAGUUCGAUAACAUGGUGAGGGUGGAGGCCAAGGGACUUGGGCUGACUGUGGACGUCACCCAGAUACAGGAACUGCACCUCAGCCACAGUAUGGACACCGUCAUCAGGAACACGAGGUACAAAGCCUCUGCGCUGACCCUGAGCCGCAUGCACCGCUCCUUCCCUUUCCCCCCGCGCCAGCGGCUGGUGCAGUGGAUGGAGCAUCUGUUGCAGCUCGGGGGAGGGGAGCACCUGAGGCCCUUCGGCACGCAGCUGCCCUGGUAUCAGUACUACCUGCUGGAUGUCAUCCUCGCCCUACUGCUCGCGGCGUCCGUGCUGACCUACCUCCUGAUCAGCAUUCUGAGGGCUUGUGUGGGCAGCCUGUGUCGGGCAAGGAAAGUGAAAGCGGAGUGAAGAGACUGUGCUGCUCACGUUUCAAGGACUUGCCCAAUUUGCCAGAGCAUCGUGAUUUAGUUAAAGCCACGUGAGUGGGUUGAAUGAUUACACUGGAUCGGAUUAUAUUGUGGUCCGACCAGUAACAUGUAGGAGGGAACUGCAGAUGCUGGUUUACACUGAAGAUAGACACAAAAAUGCUGGAGUGACUCACCAGGACAGGCAGCAUCUCCGGAGAGAAGGAAUUGGUGACAUCUCGGGUCGAGACACAUCUUUAGACGGGCCCUCAGUCUGUGGAAGGGUCCUGACCUGAAAUGUGAGCGGUCUCUUCUCUCCAGAGAUGCUGCCUGUCCCGUUGAGUUACUCCACCUUUUUGCAUCUCCUACCAGUAACAUGGAUUUAGUUCAUUCCAGCUGCAUAUUGCAUUUAAAUCAUGGAAUAUAUACACAUAGAUUUUCUGGUUACUGUCUGACUUGAUUGAAUUCCGUUAAAAUAUUCUUUUGGACAGCUCCUUGGAGCAGGUUCUUGUUUUCUCUGGAGUGUCGCAGGUGGAAGGGAGACGUGAUGGAAGUUUACAAAAUUAUAAGAGGCGUGGACAUGGUAGACAGUCAGGACCAUUUUCCCGGGUGGAAAUGUCAAAGUCUAGAAGGAAUAGCAUUAAGGUGAGAGGAAGAAAGUUUAAAGGAGAUGUGCUGGGCAUUUUGUUUGGCCUGAUACUACCAAGGGUGGUGGUGGAGGCAGAUCCUACCUACACUGGUGUUGUAGAGGCUUUUAUAUGUGCAGGCAAUAUGCAAGGACCUUCGGCACUUCCUCAAAAAACCCAAUCAAGUUAGUAAGCCAAGACCUGUUGUGUACAAAGCCAUGCUGACUGUCCCUAAAUAAUCCAUUCUCUAUCAAAUGGAAGCAAAUCCUAUCCCUUAGAAUCUUCUUCCACAGUUUCCCUCCCACUAAUGUGAAGCUCUCCGGCCUUUAAUUCCCUGGAUUCUCCACACUGAUCUCAUUGUUCUUCAGUCUGAAGAAUGGUCUCAACCCGAAAAACGUCACCCGUUCCUUCUCUCCACAGUUGCUGCCUGACCCGCUGAGUUACUCCAGCAUUUUGCGUCCACCAUGUCCUUCUCCUUGGUGAAAACAGAUGGAGAGUACUUGUUCAGUACCUUGCCUACAUCCCCAGACUCCAAGCAUAAGUUCCCUCCUUUAUAUUUUGAGCAGCCCUAACACCCCCAUGGAUUACCUCUCUUGUUUUUAACGCACGUUUAAAAAGCUUGGGGGAUUUUCUUUAACCUGACUCGCCAAAGUAAUUUUUGUUUCAUUAUGUUCUGUCUCUAUCUGGACGAUACAUAAUGGACGAUUAAAGCAGUCUUGCUUACUUGAACUUUAUUGUCUUUGUGCAGUUGUCAUCUCUCUGCCUUAGUAACGUUAUCUGAAAACUGGGCCGUGAGCGCGGUGUCACCUCUAAAACAGUCCCCCGUACAACAGUACUUAAAUAAACAAUCCUAUUGUUACAAUUUUGUAGCCACUUUUGUCCCUUCUGACCGCUCACUUGAGUUCUUUCCUCCUUUAACCUGUCCCCCGGUCCGAGUUCAUUCCAAAACCUCUCCCGAGUUUGCCCUGAUUCGAACUCGGAGGUUUACCAUAAUGGCCACUCGUCGGUACUCGGGGCUCUUGUUGAACGUUGAAAAAUCUUCACGAGUCUUCCCGUGCUUACCUGCCAUUAGCGAGUCUUCCUGAGUACCUGCCGUUAGCUUUAUGAGCCGUUAAGAGACGUCCCCGAGCUCCAACGUACCCGUUAUGUUCAUUCUCCGUGCUUACCACGAGUUUGUUUUUUUUAAACUCGAGAGAGCUCUUAGAAUGGGACAGGGCUUUUUCGCUGUUAUCCUUGAAGGCCCUAUCUGGUUCCAUCCUCGUAAACCUAUUGUAUUAUUUUUCUUUUUGACCAAAUGUACAACCUCUUUGCAAUUGUUUCUAUUGAGCCAAAUUACAAUGCAAUGUAAUUAAACAAUGUAACAUGCAACCUAUAGCUUUUGUAUCGUGCAAAAACAAAAAUAAAAUUAUUAAAGUGACCUUUUUUUUUUAAA